UCUUUUAUUUUUGUUUCGCCGUCAAGGCCAGCUGUUUCCGAGACAAGCAGCUGAUCAAAUUUAUGACAUAAGACAGAUUUCUGUGAGAAACUAGGGUUAGGAAACUACUUAUUUUUCAAGCCAAAUUUUUCAUUUAUUUCAGUCAAUAACAGAUCAUCAACAGCUUUUCAAAAUGAAUAGGAUAUUUGGUAGAGCAAAACCUAAAGAACCUCCUCCAGAUAUGAACGAUGUGAUAAAAGGGGUUGACAGUCGAGCUGAAACAAUUGAGAAGAAAAUACAGCGUUUAGAUGGGGAGCUAAAAAAAUACAAAGAUCAAAUGGCCACAAUGAGAGAAGGUCCUGCAAAGAAUAACAUUAAACAAAAAGCAAUGAGAGUCCUGAAACAACGUAAAAUGUAUGAGGAACAAGCACUGAAUCUGAGACAGCAGUCGUUCAACAUGGAACAAGCCAACUUUGCCACUCAGUCUUUGAAAGAUACCCAAGCAACUGUUGUGGCCAUGAAAGCUGGAGUCAAACAAAUGCAGCAGGAGUUCAAGAAGAUUAAUAUCAAUCAAAUCGAGGACAUCCAAGACGAGAUGGCCGACAUGCUAGAGAUGCACGAGGAGGUGCAGGAGGCGCUGGGCCGCACCUACGGCAUGCCCGACAUCGAUGACGACGAGCUAGCUGCCGAAUUGGACGCGUUGGGCGACGAGAUCGCUCUGGACGCCGACACCUCAUAUCUGGACGACGCUGUCAAGGCGCCCGAUGCGCCCAGUAGUAAGCCGGAGGCCAAACCCGACAAGAACAAGGACGGCAUACCUGUAGACGAGUUUGGCCUACCUCAAAUCCCAGCUUCAUAACACUGUGCUUCCAAAACUCUUCAAACUAUUCUAUCGUUAUAAGUUUAUUUACAACUUACAGGCUCUAUCACGCUUUUCUCGAAAUCACCCUUAUAUUAUAAGCCUCCAUAAUGCCUUGAAUCCUGUGUUUAUAAAUGCUUGAUUAUUCGUUGAAAAUUAUGUUCUAGGAAACUAUCAUGACCCAUAAACAUUCAAAUACUUGGCUUUUAAAACCAGUUUUAUACUGUAGUUAUUUGGAAUUCUUGUUUCCACAGUGGAUUUUCAAUAGAAACUGAUUCAGUUAAUUAAGUACAAUUUAUUUGAAAGGUCCAUCUCAUUCGAAGUUUUGUACCCACAGUGGAAUUUCCAUUCGUAGAGCUUUAAUAAAUCAAUUUGUAUCUAUGAUUUAAUUAAUUGAUAAUGAUUAAUUUGAAAGGGAACAAGUUUUUCAAAGGAUAUGCAGCACAGCUUAAAGCUUCGCUUCCAAAAUUCGGAUUUACGCUCAUCAGGAGUUACGUAGGUAUUCGAAAAUCGUAAAUAAUCCAUUAAUGAACAAAAUUCAAAUAAUUAAUUCCCAGGACAACAUAUGUUUUCUUGAAGUUAUAUAUUUUUUUGCAAUAGAGUUUCUGGUCCACCAUUCUACUCACUUUUUGUUAUCGUCAUAACAUGAUGAUUUAUAUUAUAAUAACCAGAUCAAUGUAAACGUUUAUAUACAAUAUAAGUAUAAUGUAUAAAUUUCUAUGUUACUUAGGUUUAUAUUGAAUCUUAAUUGUAAUAUUUUGAUUAUAUUUUUAUUAGAUAUUAAAGUAUGGUUUACUCACA
Nilaparvata lugens (brown planthopper) is the source of this 1639-nucleotide messenger RNA. RefSeq names its product charged multivesicular body protein 5 (gene Vps60). Gene Ontology annotation, biological process: vesicle budding from membrane; late endosome to vacuole transport via multivesicular body sorting pathway. NCBI's taxonomy places the organism in Eukaryota, Metazoa, Arthropoda, Insecta, Hemiptera, Delphacidae. The transcript is spliced from 5 exons. Gene Ontology annotation, cellular component: multivesicular body. The record is from RefSeq and is a predicted model, not a curated record. The coding region runs from base 173 to 838 and encodes 221 amino acids.